AUGAAAAACGGAAAGGAACGAGAUGAGAUUGCCUGGCUGCAUUCGGCGCUGUGUUUCGAGAUGGAGGCAGCAGGCAUGAUGGAUAACGUCCAGUGCUUGCCGAUUCGCGGCAUUUGCGACUACUUAGAUUCCCAUAAGAACAAAGUGUGGCAGGACUAUGCCGCUGCGACGGCGGCCGCAUACGCAAGGGAACUUCUGGAAGUGAUUCCGGCUUCAUCGGGGGAACUUAGCCGGGCUAAUACCACACGCUUUAACAACGCGAGCGAGCCCGACACUGCUGAAUCCCUUAACUUCGCCCAAAUCGAUGCUCGGAAAACCACUAUUCGAACCGCACACAGCAAAACCUGCCGUUGGUUCGUCCGUUACUCGGCACAUCGGGAUUGGCUCGACCCCGCAAUGCAAUCGCAAAACCAUGGUUUCUUAUGGAUGCGAGGCAAGGCAGGCGCUGGGAAGUUAACCAUGAUGAAGUUUGUCUACUUGGAGUCGAAAAAAAAGGACGGAUCCAACACCAUGUCCGCGUCCUUCUUCUUCAACGCUCGCGGCGAAUACUUGGAAAAGUUUAUCACGGGCAUGUACCGGUCCUUGCUAAUGCAGCUCCUGAAGAGAUUUCCGGAUUUUCAAUUUAUCCUAGACAACACUGAUAUCAUUCCGGCGAGCCAGCAAGACUGCCUUGACUUGGACGCGCUGAAGGAGCUUCUCAGGAGUGCCCUCCUAAGCCUUGGCCAGCGCUCCUUUACUUGCUUCAUCGACGCCUUCGACGAAUGUGACGAGCAGGAAGUCCGGGACAUGGUUCAAUUCUUUGAAGAUUUGGCAGAGGACACGACCGAGGCUGGCAUCCAACUCCGAAUCUGUUUUUCGAGUCGCCCAUACCCUUACGUCAGCACGCCCAAAGGCAUCUUGCUGACCCUCGAGGACGAAUCCGGACACGCAAAAGACCUGGCACAGUACGUCGAGAGCAAGCUCAAGAUCGACGACCCCGUGCUCCGCAAAGACUUGCAAUUGCAGAUCCUGGGCAAGGCGUCCGGUAUUUUCCUAUGGAUUAUCCUCGUUGUGGAUAUCCUAAACGAAGAGGACGACGACGGCGGCCUCGCUUUCAGGACAAAGCUUUCGAAAAUCCCCGACAAGUUGAGCGACUUGUUCAAGAGCAUCCUGAUGCGUGAUCAGAAAUCACCCGAACGCCUGCUGCUUUGCGUUCUCUGGAUCCUUUGUGCAAAAACGACCAUUGACUCCAUCGAGUUCCGCCACGCGCUGUGGGUGGCCUUGUUGGACCAACAGUCGGUGCAGAACGACCGCCAGGUAGACUCCGACGUCCCAGACGUCAGCAACAUGAAUGCCUGUGUCAAAUUGGUUACGAGCUCCUCGAAAGAGUAUGCCAGCCAGCAGGUCCUCCACCAUGCUAAUGCCGCUGCGUUUGUGGUGCCCCAAGACGAGUUCAUGUCUCAAUUCUUUGCUUCAGCUGGGAUCGGGGUGGUUAACUUGUUCGAGAGGCAUAAAAAGCGGCGGUAUGGCGUUUACGCAACACCUAUUUAUGUCCUAGCAGACAGAGGGCUAGAAAACCUCAUCCGCACACGGAUAAAACAAGAGCCUGCUGCCCGCGCCCCUCGAGAAAGGUACGAGUAUCCAUUUUUCGCCGCAUUGGCCAACGGCCACAAAAGCGCGGUGGCUGCAUUUUUGGGGUUAUCUUCAACCAUCCGCGAUGGCGUCGAUAUUACUGAAGGUUUAAAGUACAGGAAAGACUUAACGGGAUACAAAGGCCAAACGCCGUUAUCCUGGGCUGCCCAAAAGGGUAAACUGAGCAUUGUGAAGGUGUUCGUCGACCGCGGGGCGGAUGUCAACGCUCAAGAAAAGGAUGGAUGGACGGCACUGAUGCUGGCCUCAAGGAGCGGACACGAGGCUGUGGCGCGGCUUCUCAUCGACCGCGGGGCGGAUAUCAACGCUUAA
Gaeumannomyces tritici R3-111a-1 is the source of this 1941-nucleotide messenger RNA. RefSeq lists its product as hypothetical. The record is from RefSeq and is a predicted model, not a curated record. Gene Ontology annotation, molecular function: catalytic activity; protein binding. Bases 1 to 1941 code for a protein of 646 amino acids. Gene Ontology annotation, biological process: nucleoside metabolic process. The transcript is spliced from 4 exons. Lineage: Eukaryota; Fungi; Ascomycota; Sordariomycetes; Magnaporthales; Magnaporthaceae.